AUGGAGGCCCAUCACAAUAACAACGGUUUAUCAACGUUGGAGGCUAAAGCUGGCUCUUCGAGCAACGACCACAGCAGUAAUAAUUCUUUGGAUGAUGCUGUAGGAAAGCUACUGCAAGGAUAUGAUUGGACACUACUUCCGGUGACUUCGCGCGCCGGUGGGCGAAGAAGUGCCCACGUGAAGCGUCCGAUGAACGCUUUUAUGGUGUGGGCACAAGCAGCAAGACGGAGAUUGGCCGACCAAUAUCCGCAAUUACAUAACGCCGAGUUAUCGAAGACGUUGGGAAAAUUAUGGAGGAUUCUGAGCGACGGCGAGAAGCAGCCGUUCAUCGAGGAAGCCGAGAGACUGCGGAACGCGCAUAAGAAACAGCAUCCGCACUACAAGUACCAACCUCGUCGCAGGAAGCCAAAAUCGGAUGAUCAGAUGGGUAUCAUCGUGCACAGAGGCGGGCUUUCGUCGCCGGGAACCUCCCUCGACUCCUCGGCCGGUGCAUCGGACUGCACCUACACUCGUCUGUACCCGGAAGCCGGUAUGAAGGCAUACGAUCGACCGGCGACUUACCACGAGCCAAAGUCCAGUACCUACGACCUGGCCAGACCGGUCUGGGUCAAUGAAACGGUCGCCAAGUACCCAGCUACCGAUCAUCCUAACAAGCCGACGUACGAAACGACGGCCAGGAGUUACGCCGAGGCGAAGUGCCACGAAGUCGCCAAGUAUCAUCACGAGAUGACCGGCACCAAGUACCACCACGAGAUGACCGGUACCAAGUACCAUCAUCAUCACGAGUCGACGGCGACCAAGUAUCCGGAUCUGCAGACUAAACCUUACGAUCUGCCCAAGUACCCGGAAGCUAAGGGAUAUUCGGAUGGGCUCAAGUACUCCGCGGAGAUGAGCAGUGGUGCGGCUGCUGCGGCCGCAGCCGCCGCUGCCGCUAAAGCGUCCUACACCUGUGUACAUGGACAAUAUUACCCCACCGCGGAAGGGUAUACCGUACACGGCGAAGAAAGUGACUAUCAGCCGCAGAGCGUGUCGUCGCAUCCCUCUUUUUACCCCUACAUAUCGGCGUCCAUGGCGCAACCGCCAUACUACAUGGGACCUCGAUAGAUCCCGAGUCGGUGGAGAAGAUGACGAAAUAAUCCUUAGACAUUUUUACAUGACCGAAUUAAAUUGUGCAACCAAUUCGCAAUUUUCUUACGCCAUAACUUUGUUGAAAGCGAAAUACUCAAGCGAAAUUACAGAAAUAUCUAUUCGUAAUUCAUAACGCCGUCGAUAUAUUUUUAAUCAAUCAUAUUAAUUGAGAUAAUUAUGUUAAUACGCAAUUACUAUGAUUAUAUCUCCGAGAAUAUUUGAUAACAAAUUUUGCUUUUUAUUUAGAUGAUGUCAAUUUUUAUAUUAUUAUGUUACUUUACUUAUGUUACUUAUGUCUCAGAUGACUUGCAUCAUUCAACAAAUCUUUGUUUUUAUCAAUGUGUGAUAAAAUUCUAAGAUUAAAU
Molecule: messenger RNA, 1493 nt
Organism: Pogonomyrmex barbatus (red harvester ant)
Lineage: Eukaryota; Metazoa; Arthropoda; Insecta; Hymenoptera; Formicidae
Biological process (GO): regulation of transcription by RNA polymerase II
Cellular component (GO): nucleus
Molecular function (GO): RNA polymerase II cis-regulatory region sequence-specific DNA binding; DNA-binding transcription factor activity, RNA polymerase II-specific
Source: RefSeq, a predicted model, not a curated record